Ceratina calcarata is the source of this 6823-nucleotide messenger RNA. It is a transcript of the gene Pi4KIIIalpha, whose product is annotated as phosphatidylinositol 4-kinase III alpha. Gene Ontology annotation, biological process: phosphatidylinositol-mediated signaling; phosphatidylinositol phosphate biosynthetic process. Lineage: Eukaryota; Metazoa; Arthropoda; Insecta; Hymenoptera; Apidae. Gene Ontology annotation, cellular component: plasma membrane; cytoplasm. Gene Ontology annotation, molecular function: 1-phosphatidylinositol 4-kinase activity. The coding region runs from base 83 to 6466 and encodes 2127 amino acids. The record is from RefSeq and is a predicted model, not a curated record. The transcript has 22 exons.
UUGCAUGUUACGAACGAAGUUUUAAUCAUUAGAAUUUGAUUUCCUGAGUAUUUUGCAAAGCCGACUUAACAUUUAAACCGAAAUGGAGUUCGAGAGAUCGACAAUUCGAACACGGGAAGACGAAUCAGUCUGUCAGACAAGCAGACGAUAUUUACGGAAGCAAGUAGGCAAAAUGGUGGCAGACGAGAAAUUAUUUUUCUCGAAAGCCGUCCAACACUUGGCCAGGUGUCUAGCAGCAAUCAAGCCUACACCAUGGGAGAAGGUCACACAGCUGUUCAAAUUAUGUCCACAAGAAUCUGCUCAGGGUAUAUAUAGGCUAGACCAAAGAGGUCAAGAUGCAACUAUUGCACUGGGAAUAUACUUCCUGGGAUCUGGUCUGCAGCAUCGGGACAAGAUAUUACCUUAUCUUCUCCGAUUGCUACGUGGUCUUCCAAAAGCUGUGUGGUUGGAUGAAGUCAGAUGUUCACCUAGCGAACGUGUUCCUGUUGCUGAACGGUUUAGUUUCUGCUUGAAUACAUUGCUCAGUGAUGUUGCGGCCAGGUGUGAACCUGUACGCGAAGAAAUUAUUUCUACCCAAGUGGAAAUAUUAGCAGUACUAACGAAUCUCAUAAGAGGAUUCAAAGAUCAAAAUGGGAACAGGGGGAUGCAAGCGAAAUUGUCGUUAUGUAAAUGUAUAGUUCCAGUGUUAAUCGGUUUAGCUCGGUCUAUGGGUCGAUUCGCGUAUACUGACCCGCCACUUUUAUGUCGUAUUUUUCCGAGACCAGAGCCUCCACUCUCGAUACCAAAUAAAGAAAUGCGUUUAACAACGGAUAAGAAACAUCAUAGCUUUUCCAACUACCGACCGAUUAUUCCUCGUUCUUUAAGUGGUAACUUGAAUCCUCAUCCAGCUAUAGACAAUGUUCCAAGCCUGUUAACCAUAGAUCACGACUAUCCUUGUGCAAAACGACCGUCGUUGCAAUCAUAUUCAUCGGUGCCCUACGAUCCGGCUACAUAUUUUUUUAGCAGAUACGGAUCGAGUUUCAAUCAGUUUCCUCAAAUGAGAUGCAACGAAAGUCCAGAGCGAAGGGCCGGCAUGCAGUUUAACGUGGUACAUCUGCAAAGUGUACUGGCCUUGGCAAAAAAGCUGCUUACCAAAGAAAUUUUAAUGUUUCUUGACGAGGAAGCUCAACAAGUUUACAAUUCUGGACAGGUGCAAAUAUUUCCGUACCGAACAUUUAACGAAACUAUGAAUCUAGUAAUGGUUGCGCUUUUGCGAGAAUUGUUGCAAAAUCAACGAGAUUUGCCUACUCCUUUCACGAAAGACGUGCAAGAAUUCGUUAAAGGCCUUUUCUUAUCCGGGCAAACGGAACUGCAAUCGCGUCAACACGAUGCGAGCGAGCGCGAAGAUAUGGAUACUAAUUUUCGUACUGUAAAUAGAUUUAAAGUAAACGUAAUGGCUAAUUCUGCGUGCGUCGAUCUCCUUGUCUGGGCGAUCGGUGAUGAAACUGGUGCGGAUAGUUUAUGCGGUCGUUUAGUAGAAAAGAUUAAUUCCAAUCAUGGACCAAAACUGGUGCUGGCGCACAUGCCUUUACUGAUGGUAUGCCUUGAAGGAUUAGGGAAAUUAGCACAGAAGUUUCCUAACAUAGCGAGUACAUCUAUUUAUUAUCUUCGGGACUUUCUUGUUGUCCCAUCGCCUAUACUUCUUAAGUUAUAUCGUCAACACAGUGAAAGAGGGAAGGAUAUACACGAUCCGAAGCAAAUUACUUCCUCGCUGCUAACAGCCUUUGAGAAAUUACGAGACGCAGCUAUCGGCAAUCUUUGCAUCGCUCUGGAAGCUGCGCAUUCUGUUAAUCCAGAUUGUGUACCGGCAUUAGUUGCUAGCGUGUCGAAUAGAUUAUUUGCCGCCGAUAUAUGCGAUGGUGAAUCUGAUGAUAAAUCGAAUAGUGAAUUAAUUUCGAAGAAUAUAGUGAUUAUGCUGGGACACGUCGCCGUCGCGCUGAAAGACACUCCAAAAACUAUGCGAACGAUAUUUCCAUUCUUUCAACAAUUAUUUUGUCGUACUCCGAGCGAUCUUGAUUUCUUGAUCGUCGAUCAGUUAGGAUGUAUGAUCAUUGCAAAAUGCGAGCCAAAAAUUUACGAAGGUAUAAUGCAAAUGUUCUCUAUGUCACUGGGCUCCAGUAGCGCUACUUAUGCCUCGAACGAUGAUCGUAAACAGUAUUGUCACGUUGCUAAAGCGGUUACAAAUGCUCUUGCGAAUAUAGCAGCAAAUUUACAGGGUGAAACGGAGCUGGACGAUUUGUUACUCCAUUUGCUCGAACUUUUUGUUCAGCUUGGAUUGGAAGGCAAACGGGCCAGUGAUAAAGUAUCGACUAAUGUUACGAUGACGAAAGCAGCAAGCAGUGCAGGACAUUUGGGCGUGCUCAUUCCUGUAAUUGCUAUACUAGUGCGACGACUCCCUCCGAUCAGACACCCGCAAAAGAGACUUUUGAAGCUCUUCAAAGAUUUCUGGCUUUACUGCGUCGUAAUGGGCUUCGCUGGCGAUCAAGCGUCAAGAUUGUGGCCCGCGGAAUGGUACGAAGGUGUCAAGGAAAUUGCAGUGAAGUCACCUUAUCUUAUUUCGCAAACUAGCGCACGAUUGGAAAUGAGGGAGUUGCAAUACACUUCGGCUGUACGUAACGACAGCGUCUCCCUAAACGAAUUACAAGAAUUGAGAAGUCAAAUAUUAAAAUUAAGCACACGGACAAAUGACAUAUCGCAAUACGUAACAAAACUACAGUUUGCACAAUGCACGUAUUUAUUAUCGGUGUAUUCGCUAGAAACAUUGAGAGUGGCGAACAAUCCGCAACCUAGUUUGCAGCCGAUAAUGGAAUAUUUAUGCGAUACAGAUUUGCAGAAAGAUAAAAGCGGUAUGUGGCAAUGCAUAUGUUGCGUCGCUGAUUCCGCUUUUGUAAAAUUCAAGGACGUUAUGCAACGUAAACCGAAAGACGAGAGGCGCGAGAAAGAACUCGAGAAUCACGCUCAAUUCCUCCUUGUGUAUUUUAAUCAUGUACAUAAACAAAUUAGGCGCAUAGCGGAUAAAUACCUCAGUGCAUUGGUCGAUGCGUUUCCGCAUCUCUUGUGGAAUUGUAAAGUACUUUGGAGCAUGUUGGACAUAUUACAGAUUUUGUCAUUCGCGUUACAAAUUGACCCAAACGAAGAAACACCAAUCUUAAGAAUACCUGGUACACCAUACAGUAUUGAACUUAUGGACACGUUGGAAGCAAGAGAGAUUAUUGUGAAGGAUUUUACUGCGAGAUGUAAAGGUAUAGUGCAAGAAGCAAUGAAAUGGGCACCGCAGGCCACUAGAUCACAUUUACAAGAGUAUGUAAAUCAAAUUCCAUCUUCCGGAUUCAAACAUCACUCUGGCUUAUGUUUGUCUACGGAUUCGGUGCUUGAAUUCGUGGAUCUUGCUGUACCGAGUUCGACUUUCCCAAAUACUAAUUCCUUGGAUAAACGACCUCGUGGUCCGAAGGGAGCUAGCUCGUGGCUUCUAUCGAUGAUGUCAACGCGAUCGCGAUAUGCUGGAGAAAUAGCGGGAAUGUUAUCGCUGGCGCAUACCGAAUCGUCUACAACUGCGAUGUCCUAUGAAGAGAUUAGAAAUAAGGUUGUCGAUUUGUUAAUCGACGCCGUAUGGAUGACCUGCCGUGAUCGAAAUGAUGUCGAACAUCGUAGUGCUCUUUGGCGAGCUACUGCGUUACUAAUUUCCGUGCCUGGAACACAUAGACGUUUGUUGCAUACAGUUGCCUCGUCGCAGAUCGAAUUGUUUACUUCUACGGCUAUGACUACAGCAGUCGAAUGUUGGCAAUGGAUACUUACCGUGCGACCGGAUUUAAAAUUACGUUUCUUGCAAGAGAUGCUCGUUGCGUGGCAAUACACCGUUGACAAGAGAAUGGGUCUCUUCGCACCGGACGAAGAGGAAAAUAGUCCGCUAGCAGUAUACGAGGGCUGCAAGUUAAGUCCGAAUCCACCGCAGGUGAAACCUCACGAUAUUUGGGUGACAUUUAUCGUGGAACUAAUCGAAACUGCGAAGUAUUGCUGUCAAGAAACGGUUGAUAUGAUCGCCAUACUGUUACAUCGAUCACUUCCUAUGACUGUUGGCGCGUCCGGAGAAGAGCCUGGAUUAAGUCGACACAUCGCUGCAGUCGGUGUACGUUUUAAGUUGCUUUCCUGUGGGUUACUCCUUCUUCAAGGCGACAUAUUACCAAGGACAUUGAGUAAAAAUGUAUUACGAGAACGUAUAUAUUGUAAUUGUUUGGAUUAUUUCUGCCGCGAUCGCCAAGUACCAACGCAGGAGAUAGAACAAUUGCACGAGGAUUUGGUUACGCUUAUACGUUUCUGGCAAGUAAUGCAUAGUGACAAAAAAUAUUUAGUAAUGAGCGGUAACGAGAGUGAAUUUGAAAUGUUAACGCCCCAAACGUACUCAACCAGUGGUUUCGGACCCAGUGAAACGAUCAAUUCUUUGAGUACAACUUUGGGUACAACGAAUGAAUUUACGAAAACACCUACAAGCGUUUGGAUUAGUACGGUACCAAUGUCUACCAGUAGCAAUACAUUGGGUAAACGUAGUAAUCGUAGCAAGCGCGUAAUGAACGCUAACAUCUUCGUGAAGGAUUAUAUAAAGAAGAGAAAUUUAAUCCUCGAAUUGUUAGCAGUUGAAAUAGAAAUGUUAUUGGUCUGGAGAAAUCCUAGUGGAAGGCAAGAACUUGCACUUCCAGGAGAAUCAAGUAUCGCGGAGUGGCGUGCAAAAGGAAUGAACGACCGAUGGCGCGAAUACACUCGACUAGCGUGGGAAAUCAGUCCUAUUCUCGCUAUAUUUUUGCCAGUUCGAUUAAAGAAUUCCGAAGUUAUUAUUAAAGAAAUAUGUGGAUUGGUUCGUCAGAAACCUGUACCAGUUAUGCAUAUUCCGGAAGCCUUGCAAUAUCUGGUUACUACAGAUACAUUAUUGAAUGAUGUACCUGAGCUAGUGUACAUGUUAACGUGGGAAAGAGUAACGCCGAUUCAGGCACUUGCGUACUUCUCUCGACAGUUUCCGCACCAUCCGAUUUCUGCGCAAUAUGCGGUGGAAGUGUUAGGCAGUUAUCCAGCGGAAGCUGUACUUUUCUACAUACCGCAACUCGUUCAAGCCGUACGGCAUGACACAAUGGGUUACGUGAUAGAGUUUAUAAAGAAGAUCAGUAAACGUUCUCAGGUAGUAGCGCAUCAAUUAAUUUGGAACAUGCAUACGAAUAUGUUUGUGGACGAAGAUAAGCAAAUAAGAGAUCCAGUUCUCUAUGAUAUACUAGAUUCAUUAGUGAAAAAUAUUUUGGGCUCAUUGUCCGGCCAAGCGAAACAAUUCUACGAAAGGGAAUUCGACUUCUUUGAAAAGAUCACGAAUAUUUCAGGCGAAAUAAGGCCGUACCCUAAAGGUCCUGAACGCAAAGCAGCGUGCCUAAAAGCCUUGUCGCUAAUCAAAGUGCAACCUGGUUGCUAUUUACCAUCUAAUCCUGAAGCUAUGGUAAUUGAUAUCGAUUAUCAAAGUGGUACCCCUAUGCAAAGUGCCGCAAAAGCACCAUUCUUGGCGCGUUUCAAAGUACAAAGAUACGGAAUUAAUGAAUUAGAGAAUAUUGCAUUAGCAGUAUCGGCUAAUGGCAAAGCGGAUGUGAAAAGGGAAACAGAGAAGAAGGAAACUUGGCAAGCAGCUAUUUUCAAAGUGGGCGAUGAUGUUAGACAAGAUAUGCUAGCUCUACAAGUGAUCAGUAUUUUCAAGAAUAUAUUUCAAAAAGUUGGGUUGAACUUGUUCUUGUUCCCGUACAGAGUAGUGGCUACGGCGCCAGGAUGUGGAGUGAUAGAAUGCGUUCCAAACGCGACGUCACGCGAUCAACUUGGUCGCACUACAGACAUCGACAUGCAUCAAUAUUUUAUUACGCGUUACGGGGAUGAGACAUCGAAAGAUUUUCAGAACGCUCGUCGUAAUUUCGUAAGGUCAAUGGCUGCGUACAGCGUCAUUACGUACCUCCUGCAAAUAAAAGAUCGGCAUAAUGGCAACAUCAUGCUGGACACAGAAGGUCACAUCAUACAUAUCGAUUUUGGAUUCAUGUUCGAAAGUUCUCCUGGUGGUAAUCUAGGCUUCGAGCCUGACAUAAAAUUAACUGACGAAAUGGUGCUCGUAAUGGGUGGUAAAAUGGAGGCCGCGCCUUUCCGCUGGUUCAUGGAGCUAUGCGUCCAGGCUUUCCUUGCCGUGAGACCCUAUCAAGAGGUAAUUAUUUCUUUGGUAUCCUUAAUGCUCGAUACUGGAUUGCCGUGUUUCCGUGGACAAACCAUAAAGCUCCUGCGCGGAAGAUUCGUGCCGUUGGCGACUGAUCGCGAAGCGGCGGCCUAUAUGCUCAAUGUAAUACGUAACAGCUACCUCAAUUUCCGUACGAGAACUUACGACAUGAUACAGUAUUAUCAGAAUCAAAUACCGUAUUAAAUUAUCCUUCCCAAAUGACUUCCGUUCACGAUUGUUAAUUUAUAUAAGAUCAAAGAUUAUUAUUUAUGCAAAGAUUGUUGAACGAAUAUAUUAUGUAUUAUACUGUUAGAUGCAGCAGCAUCAAAUCUGCAGCCUGUACAAACCCCUCAGUGUCAAUGUUACUCUUAGACUCAUAAAUUCUAUGAAAGCAUAAAUUAUGCUCUGUAUUUAUGUAACGGUAAUGUAUUAUAAAGUGGACGAAAUUAUUCUAUAUGCCUGGUAUUAAGGCAGGAGGAAAUCUGUAUAUGAAAAACAUUCCUUUAACUAUUAUUUAUGUAUUAUUAUUGGUUAAACAUUAAAGACGAAAUGAUUAAAGAA